UGCUUGACAGACCCACUGUGGGGUGAUUCACAGCCUUACACAAUCCUCAAAGCUGUGGGCUGCUCUGCAGUGGCCAGAUUGGUUUCUUGUUACAGGCACUUGCUUUUCACUGGGGCCUUCAGGACUUCCUUCUCAAAAAGAUGGAGACGGGUCACUAUCACCGAAGAGGGCUGGCGAGUUUCGGUGUGGAUAUGUGAUGGUGGCCACCAUGCUGGGGAGUUCCGUGCUGACUUUCCUGCCUGCUGACUGUCGGUCUCUGGGCUGCUAGAUCUGCUUCCUGGAUGUGUUCAAAUCCCCAUGUGUGAGAAUGAAGCCCCAGGUCACCACAGUUUGCUGUUUGAUGUUUUUUAUGACCAUAGAAUGUUUUCAUUUUAAACUCAAGACUCACAAAAAAGAUGAAGAUAAACUUGGAAUAUCUCCAUGGAAACACGACUUCAGAUGGACACAAGAUAAAUGUGACGGACCUUGCAACUCUUCUUCCAGCUGUAUCCAGAGUUGUGCUUGGAAGUUCCGUGGGGAAAUCGUCUUCACAUGUAAUCAAAACAAAUGGCAAAAGACAACUGAAACAUGUACAAGCCUCUCUGUGGACUCUCUGUUCCAGCACACACAUCCUGCAACUGGCCUUUCCAUGGCAUCGUCUUCUGUUUUUCCCAUGAACCUGAUGGGCAAUACGGCACCAGUGCGUGUUGGGAAUUUGUCUCAAGGAAUCCGACAUCACUGCCCUGAGGACUACAUCUGCAUAGUUGAUGCUAUAAACACCUCUGAAGUUACAUCUGGAAAUAUUGCAUUCAUAGUGGACUUAUUAAAAAAUAUCUCGCAAACUUAUGAAAUACAUGCUAAUGUGACUUGGAAGAAAAUGAAGAAUUAUGGGAAAAUGGCCAACCACAUCCUUGCCACUGCUGCCGUUCCAAAUUGGGCUUUCGUUGCCAACAAAAAUGCCAGCUCAGAUUUGCUGGAGUCAGUAAAUUCUUUUGCCAAGAAACUCCAAAUCCAAGGUGAAUCUGAGAGCACUGUAGAUGAGCUCUUCAUUCAGACGAAAGGCUCUCGCAUCUCUCAGGAUGCCGCAGAGAACAGAUUCAGCAUCUCCAUCCCCGUGGACAAUGCCACAGACCGUGUCUUGGUGCUGAUAGAGGUUCCCAGGCAAGCAGUACGCACACUGUCAUCCAAUGCUUCCCAAGCCAUUGGCAUAGCUUUUCCCACCUUGGGGGCCAUUUUGAAAGAAGCCUAUCAGCCAAAUAUAACUCUCCAAAAGCCCACAAGUGACCUGAUCCUGUCACUGGUUUUGCCCGAAGGUCUGAAUGAAAUCAUACUCACCUUUGAUAGAAUCAAUAAAUCCCAGAGCACCAGCGUCCAGUGUGUUGGCUGGCAUUCUCAGAGAAGGCAGUGGGACGAGAUGCCAUGCAAAACGGUGUCGGACAUCAACAACACACUGAAAUGCCAGUGUAAAUACACCAAAGCUGUAAUGUCUUUCUCCAUUCUCAUGUCAUCCAAACCCGUAAGGGACAAUGUCCUGAAAUAUAUCACUUUCAUUGGGCUCAGCAUCUCCAUCUUUAGCUUGGUCCUCUGCCUGCUCAUCGAAGCUGUGGUUUGGUCUCGGGUGGUUGUGUCAGAGAUAUCCUACAUGCGCCACGUGUGCAUUGUGAACAUUGCAGUGUGCCUCCUGACUGCAAACCUGUGGUUCAUCAUUGGCUCCAACUUUGAUGCAAAUAUUCAGGAGGACCACAAGUGGUGUGUGGCCGUGACAUUUUUCAGCCACUUUUUCUUCCUCUCUCUGUUCUUCUGGAUGCUCUUCAAGGCGUUGCUCAUAGUCUAUGGAAUACUGGUUGUCUUCCGCAGGAUGAUGAAGUCCCGGAUGAUGGCCAUUGGCUUUGCCGUUGGCUAUGGGUGUCCCCUCGUGAUUGCUGCCACCACAGUUAUUGUCACAGAGCCCGGGGAAGGCUACACCAGAAAAGAUGCCUGCUGGCUUAACUGGGGCCAAACCAAAGCCCUUUUUGCUUUUGCCAUCCCGGCCUUGGCCAUUGUGGCUGUGAAUCUUCUUGUGGUUCUGGCAGUUGCUGUCAACACACAGAGGCCUUUGAUUGGCAGUUCAAAAUCUCAGGACAUGGCCAUAGUUUUCAGGAUCAGCAAAAAUGUUGCCAUCCUCACCCCACUUCUGGGACUGACCUGGGGUUUUGGGGUAGCAACUCUGCUAGAAGGCACACACCUGGCGUUCCAUAUAAUCUUUGCUUUGCUCAAUGCUUUCCAGGGAUUUUUCAUCUUGCUGUUUGGUACCAUUAUGGAUCACAAGAUAAGGGAUGCUCUGAGGAUGAGGGUAUCUUCACUGAAGGGGAAAUCGAGGGCAGUAGAGAGGGCAUCAUUAAGUCCAGCCUGUGGAUCCAGAGUACUGAAUCGCUGAGACUAAAAUAGAUGUCUUGCUUGCUGUGAUGGAGAAGGCUCCAAGAGAAAGAUGCACAAACAUGCCUGGAAUGAAGUGACAUCACCUUCCAGCCAGGAGGGUUACUUAAGUCGGAAAACUAGCACAGAUUCAGAAUGGAUAAGUGAGCUUUUUAAAAGACUGACCUGCUGACUCUGACCUGACAAAGGCUGACUUUUUGGUCAUCUCGGCAAGAUUCACGAUCCAGCUGCAAAGCAUUGUACAGUUUCCUCGGCGAGCCCAUGGUUGGUGGACGGCCUGUGGGCUUGUCUGCUUUCACUCCUCCAGGCUGCUCUGUGGGUCUGGACCCAGUCAUUCUCCACACUGAGGGGACCCUGGAUGUCUCGGGCUGUCGGGUCAGACUCAGUGUCAGUGGUAGUG
Acomys russatus (golden spiny mouse) is the source of this 2794-nucleotide messenger RNA. It is a transcript of the gene Adgrf4, whose product is annotated as adhesion G protein-coupled receptor F4. Gene Ontology annotation, molecular function: G protein-coupled receptor activity. The coding region runs from base 308 to 2395 and encodes 695 amino acids. Gene Ontology annotation, cellular component: membrane. Gene Ontology annotation, biological process: G protein-coupled receptor signaling pathway; cell surface receptor signaling pathway. Lineage: Eukaryota; Metazoa; Chordata; Mammalia; Rodentia; Muridae. The record is from RefSeq and is a predicted model, not a curated record. The transcript has 10 exons.